Molecule: messenger RNA, 1986 nt
Organism: Spodoptera frugiperda (fall armyworm)
Lineage: Eukaryota; Metazoa; Arthropoda; Insecta; Lepidoptera; Noctuidae
Product: tubulin beta-1 chain
Exons: 2
Coding region: 133-1476 (447 amino acids)
Biological process (GO): microtubule cytoskeleton organization; mitotic cell cycle
Cellular component (GO): microtubule; cytoplasm
Molecular function (GO): GTP binding; structural constituent of cytoskeleton; GTPase activity
Source: RefSeq, a predicted model, not a curated record
AUCCGUAGCUUAGGUCGAUCGGACGAAACGGAACGAAAUUAUUCUUCAAGCGACCACGAGAGUACGUGGUGCGUGCGGAGCAGAAAUACAAAUUUUAUAGUUACUAAGUAAAAUAAGUUCACAUAAAACAAAAUGAGGGAAAUCGUGCAUAUCCAGGCCGGACAAUGCGGUAACCAGAUUGGAGCCAAGUUCUGGGAGAUCAUCUCGGACGAGCACGGCAUCGACCCCACCGGCGCCUACCAUGGCGACUCCGACCUGCAGCUGGAGCGCAUCAACGUAUACUACAAUGAGGCCUCCGGCGGCAAGUACGUGCCCCGCGCCAUCCUGGUCGACCUCGAGCCCGGUACCAUGGACUCGGUGCGCUCGGGACCCUUCGGACAGAUCUUCCGACCGGACAACUUCGUGUUCGGCCAGUCCGGCGCCGGCAACAACUGGGCCAAGGGACACUACACCGAGGGCGCUGAGCUAGUCGAUUCAGUAUUAGACGUCGUACGCAAGGAAGCAGAGUCAUGUGAUUGCCUCCAAGGUUUCCAACUCACACACUCCCUCGGCGGCGGCACUGGUUCCGGUAUGGGCACACUUCUUAUCUCCAAAAUCAGAGAGGAAUAUCCCGACAGAAUUAUGAACACAUACUCAGUUGUACCUUCGCCCAAAGUGUCAGACACAGUAGUAGAACCUUACAACGCCACACUAUCAGUCCACCAGUUAGUAGAAAACACAGACGAGACCUACUGUAUCGACAACGAGGCCCUAUAUGACAUCUGCUUCCGCACGCUCAAACUAUCCACACCCACGUACGGAGACCUUAACCACCUGGUGUCGCUCACCAUGUCCGGCGUGACGACGUGUCUGCGGUUCCCUGGUCAACUGAAUGCGGAUCUCCGCAAGUUGGCAGUCAACAUGGUGCCGUUCCCCCGUCUUCACUUCUUCAUGCCCGGCUUCGCUCCCCUGACAUCCCGCGGCAGCCAGCAGUACCGCGCCCUCACCGUGCCCGAGCUCACCCAACAGAUGUUCGACGCCAAGAACAUGAUGGCGGCGUGCGACCCCCGCCACGGCCGCUACCUCACCGUGGCCGCCAUCUUCCGUGGCCGCAUGUCCAUGAAGGAGGUCGACGAGCAGAUGCUCAACAUCCAGAACAAGAACUCGUCGUACUUCGUCGAAUGGAUCCCCAACAACGUGAAGACCGCCGUGUGCGACAUCCCGCCCCGUGGUCUCAAGAUGGCCGCCACCUUCAUCGGCAACUCGACCGCCAUCCAGGAGCUGUUCAAGCGCAUCUCGGAGCAGUUCACCGCUAUGUUCAGGCGCAAGGCUUUCUUGCAUUGGUACACUGGCGAGGGCAUGGACGAGAUGGAGUUCACCGAGGCGGAGAGCAACAUGAACGACCUGGUGUCCGAGUACCAGCAGUACCAGGAGGCCACCGCCGACGAGGACGCAGAGUUCGACGAGGAGCAGGAGCAGGAGAUCGAAGACAACUAAGCACUCACACCCCCUGUCCCCCCAACACCCUAAUAAUACCCCUGCUCCCCGAUCCGAGCGUCCGGCGCGUCGCACGGGACGUCUUUUGAUUUGCAUUAGUAUUUCCGUGUAAUUGUACCGUCGUUGACUUAAUUUUUGUUACGUAGGACGUUCCUACAUGUUGGUUACGUCGCGUCUACAUUCCCGUGUGUGUGUUUUCCUUGAUCGAAGGGCGACUCUCGGAUGUUUAUGGCUGUAAACAGGUUCCCCCAGCGACGUGGGCCCUUCGCCUGACUACCAACACAGUGCUGUCGACACACUGAUGACACAAAGGAAAAGAUCUUUUUUUUGAUAAGGCUGAACUAUUUUUUAAUGCCUAAGUUUAAUUUUAAUACUUUGUUUGAUACUGUUCAGAUAUUGUGUUAUUCAUUGGCUUUUUACUAAGAAGCUAGUACAACAUUUCGAAAUCGAUCAAAGGUUUUUAAUUAUUAUUAUAUUCCAGUGAGUAUGUAAUAAACUACAAUGAUUUUA